UGAGAAAGAGAGAGAGAGAGUCAGACAGACAGACAGAAAUUAUAAAUGUCUUUGCAUACACCCUGCAGAGAGCAGGAUUGCUGGUGAGGAGUUCUCUUGGAAUCCUUCACAACAUAGCCCGGUGCUCAGGAGUCAGAGAGUAUUUCCUUUCUGCCGGGACCAAACAGAUGCAAUCGAAAAACUGGUAGAGUGGACGAAGAAGGCGACAGAGAACGAAAUAGACGGAAGAUUUCUUGGGUUCUCCGCCAUUGAGCUUAUUGAAGGACUGACUAAACUGGCGGCUAACGACGAGAACAAGAUAAAGAUUGUGGAGAAGGGAGCUCUCCCCGUGCUGUUGCGCAUGCUCCAGAGUUCUGACCCGGAAGAGCAACGGUCUAGCGCGGAGUGCGUCUGGAUGCUGGGUUUUCAUGAAGAUGCCAAACCUAUCAUGCUGA
Molecule: messenger RNA, 434 nt
Organism: Aplysia californica (California sea hare)
Lineage: Eukaryota; Metazoa; Mollusca; Gastropoda; Aplysiida; Aplysiidae
Biological process (GO): signal transduction
Molecular function (GO): protein binding
Source: RefSeq, a predicted model, not a curated record